UGUUUAAGAAGUCCCCAGACCUCUCGUUUUAGAAAUAUGGGUGAGUGCAUUUGGGAGAGGGGCAAAAAUGACAUAGAACCUCCUGGGAAAUGAGGUUGCCAGGUGACCAGAGAAAAAUCAUCAUGGCCUGCUUCUGAGCAGUUAGCAUCAGCUUGGUGUGGAGGAAAGACCUGGUGAAGCUUUUCAGGCUGGUUCCUCACCUCUUGGCAAUGAAGCCCCGGCGUCUGUUUAUCGCUGUCAAAGACUUCACAGGAGAAGCCAAGGCCGGCGGGGAGGUGAAAGUCUCCAAGGGCAGCUUACUGAGCCAAGAGGAUGCCCGCUGGACCUCUUCAGACGAGAGCUCCUUGAUGAAGGUCCUAGACACCGAAAAGGUGGUCUGGGUGCCAUUUUGGGCAACUCGGGAGCUCAACGGGGCCCAGUCUGGGCUCCUGGAGGCCGUGACCAACGGAGACGAGCGCCUGGGGCUUUUCAAGCAGGAGCAGCUGAUGCGCAAGCUCUGUUCCCUCCGGAAGGGCGACCCAGUCCGAGUCCAGAUCACCUCUGCCUCUGGGCAGAAGGUCCGAGGCAUCAUCCGAUACCGGGGACCCAUAGACAAGAGCAAGCACGAUACGAGCAUCAUCUUUGGGGUAGAGCUGGUGGGCUCUGCAGCCGGGAUGGGUUUCACGGAUGGCACCUUCAAAGGCCAGAAGUUCUUCUCCUGUGGAGAAAACUGCGGCGUCUUUGUGCCAGUCAGCCGGAUCAAGCCAGAUGACUCGUCCGAGCGCAGCCCUCCAGCACCUCCCAAAGCCAGCAUCCGGGAAUGCCCAAGGAUCCCGCUGGAGUCUGGGGAUCCCUUGUCCUCGCCAAAGCUUGAGAUUGGAGACCGUGUUUUUUUCAAGAUGGAAGACAGCACCCCUGCUGGCACUGUGGUGUAUUGCGACCACCUACCCAGGAAACUCGCGGCUGGAGUUUUUGUGGGAAUACACUUGGAUGAACCAGUUGGAUCCUGGGAUGGUGUCUUCAAAGAACGCCGCCUCUGCUCUAUCCCAUCUCCAGAAUAUGGGAUCCUUCUGCCAAUCCAUAAAGUCUAUAAAGAACAAGCUGAUAGAAUCCCCAAGGCAUUGGCCAACAACUCCCCAUCACCUACCGUGGUCUCAUUUGAGGAUUGUCCAUCCCCAUCGUCCAUCAAGUACCCCCCCGGAAUGGAGGAGUGUUCCCCCAAGGAGCCCCCAAUGUUGUUGCCUUCUCCAGAUUUGGAGGGCUACAAGAAGAAAAUAGAGGAACAUUCUGAAGGGAACAAAAAUGAGGAAGAGGAUGAUGAUGAUGAAGAUGAUGAUGAGGAGAAUGGAGAGCAUGGCUGCCAUCUCCUGGAAAUCAACUCCAUGGUGGAGGUCAAUCUACAGGGUCCCCCACCAAUCUAUGGGGUCAUCCGCUGGAUUGGGGAGCUUCCAGAUGUGGAUGACACCAUUGCUGGGCUGGAGCUGGAGGAACCCCUCUCUUCAGGCUGCACGGACGGGCAAUAUCGAGGGAUCCGAUACUUCCAGUGCCAGCCGAACAAAGCGCUCUUUGUCAGGUUACGGCGCUGUCGGCCCGAUUCCCGCUUUGGCUCUCUUCAGAAUCUGGAGAAUCCCGUUCUGCGGUGCAACUCCCUGGACUUCCACGGGUAUGCCAGUGCUAGAGUGGAAGAGGACACACCACCACCUCUACUGGGUGACCAGGCCAUGGAGCAUCUCUCAGGAUGGAAAAAAGGGAUUCAGGGACACUGCAACUCCUGCUAUCUGGAUGCCACUCUCUUCUGCAUGUUCACGUUCACCUCUGUGUUGGAUUCCAUGCUGCUGCGUCCAGCAGACAAGAACGAUGGGAAAUCUUAUACUGAGACCCGGGACCUGCUGAGAACAGAGAUCGUCAACCCUUUGCGCAAGAAUGGCUAUGUCUGUGCCACCAAAAUCAUGGCCCUGAGGAAAGUUCUGGAAACAGCUGGGCAAUCUUCAGGCUUCACCAGUGAAGAAAAAGAUCCAGAAGAAUUUCUCACACUGCUCUUCCGGGUGCUGAAAAUGGAGCCACUCUUCCAGAUUCGCUCAGCUGGUAAGGACCCCCAUGGCUGCAUUUUCUAUCAGAUCUUCACUGAGGGGCAUCCCACCCGGGUGGUACCCACAGUUCAAGAGCUGCUGGAGGGAUCACUGGUCACGGGGGAUCUCAAGUUCACAGAGGCCCCCUCCUGCCUCAUUCUGCAGAUGCCACGGAAUGGGAAGAACUUCAAGGCGUUCCAUACCAUCCAGCCCAGCCUGGAACUUGACCUCACUGACCUCCUGGAAGACACCCCUCGGGAGUGCUGCAUCUGCCAAGGGCUGGCCGUGACCGAGUGUCCGGAUUGCUACGGGGACGCCCACUUCGGCAUUCGACACAUCAAGCAGUUCUGCAAGAUCUGCAACCAGCAGGUUCACAAGCACCGUGCCCGCCGCAGCCAUCAGCCCCGCCCGUUGCAUCUCCCUGAGGAGAUCGCACGCCUGGGGCCCCUGCCUGACAUCAUCCCCCGCCAGAGCAUGCAGCUCUUUGCCGUCCUCUGCAUCGAGACGAGCCACUACGUCGCAUUUGCCCGUCAUGGUCCCGAUGUCCACCAGUGGCUUUUCUUCGACAGUAUGGCCGACCGCGAGGGUGGCCUGAAUGGUUUCAAUAUUCCUCACGUCACCCCCUGCACCGAGGUAGCAGAUUACCUGGAAAUGUCCCCUAACGAACUCCAGCGCCUGGACCCCAAAUCGCUGCCUCCUUAUGCCCGCCGUCUGCUCUGCGAUGCUUACAUGUGCUUCUACAACAGUCCUUCUCUUGGCCUCUAUAAAUAAGUUCCUGGCUGGGAAAUUCGACAUUCCCAGGAGAAGAAACAAGAAUCGUCGGACUUCUUACCAAGAGGGACCACAAACACUGUGCCUGCUGUGGACACGUCUGGUGAUGAUGUGGGUCUUCAGCAGCAGUAGCAGCCUGGAUAUAUGGCAGCAACCCAACCCAGUGGACUAUCUGGAGACCCGGACUACAGUUACACUGUCCACUUCCCGCUUCUAGUGGAAGCAGCUGUGUAGUCGCCUCUGAUUGGCUUGCAAGAAUCGGGCCCAGAUUGGUUAGUUCUGCAGCCUGGUUAGUUUGGAUGCCUCUGUACAUGGUGCCUAAAGGAGCUUUGCGUUGAGGGUGGCUCAAGUGCUUGCAGUGCCCGAGGGGAGGCAUCAAAUAUAGCUUUGCCCCACAAGCCUGGUGUGGGCCAGCCACCUUUCAAAACUGGCCCUGGCAAAUUUGAAAGCGGCGUGAGGGGUAGGGAGGAGGGAGGGUUGCCAGCAGCCCCCUUUUCUCCCUUUGUGCUUCUUGCAAGCUUUGCCAGGAAUGUGAGGUAAGUCACUCCCUGCAAAGCUUGGAGGGACCAGAUUGGUGCCAAAGAGCUGGCAGCAGCGGGGCUGGGGGAAUCUUAUUGCCCUGCUGGCACCCUAGUAAUCUGCGGCCCUCGGUGACUGCUUUGCCAUGCCGCAUGAAAGGGCCGCCCCUGCAUCUGUCUGGAAGGCUUUCCCACCCAUGCUUUGUAUCCCAGAUAUAUGUAGGUUGGUAGUGACUACUUAUUACUGACAGGGACAGCACUCACCAAUGUUCUACCUUUCUCCAUGUUCCAGAAAUGUUCCAUGUUUCUCCAUGUUUCGCCUGUUCCCAGAUCGAGGGUCACUGACAGAGUCCUUUCCACCUCUUCCAUGUUACUGAAAGGUGGUCUUUACCUGCUGUACAUUUGUAUUUGUUGAUUAUAGAAGGGUCUAUCCUGCAUUGGCUUCCGCAGAUUGGUGUGGUGUUAAACCAGCCACAGUAAUUUCUUUACAGAAAUAAAUAAGAAAUAUUUUCACAGUA
Hemicordylus capensis (graceful crag lizard) is the source of this 3855-nucleotide messenger RNA. Its product is annotated as ubiquitin carboxyl-terminal hydrolase CYLD-like. The record is from RefSeq and is a predicted model, not a curated record. Gene Ontology annotation, biological process: regulation of mitotic cell cycle; positive regulation of extrinsic apoptotic signaling pathway; necroptotic process. The transcript has 15 exons. Gene Ontology annotation, cellular component: cytosol. NCBI's taxonomy places the organism in Eukaryota, Metazoa, Chordata, Lepidosauria, Squamata, Cordylidae. The coding region runs from base 210 to 2819 and encodes 869 amino acids. Gene Ontology annotation, molecular function: cysteine-type deubiquitinase activity; K63-linked deubiquitinase activity.